CUGACCUAGAUCUGGAACAACACAACUUUCAGCAAUUACCCCUGUUGAUGUGUCGCUGUGGUUGAGUUUUUGAUUCUCUUGGAGGAGGUAGAGCAGAGAUUCCUUGUUUCUGUGUGGCUGAAUCCUGCGGAGUAACUGUGACAGCGUUGGCUGGGGCGCACGUGGCGCCACUAUGAACGUCACCUCUCUCUUCUCCUUCACCAGCCCGGCGGUCAAGCGACUGCUGGGCUGGAAGCAAGGCGAUGAAGAAGAGAAGUGGGCAGAGAAGGCGGUGGAUGCUCUGGUCAAGAAGCUGAAGAAGAAGAAGGGUGCUAUGGAGGAGCUGGAGAGGGCACUCAGCUGCCCCGGUCAGCCAAGCAACUGUGUCACUAUCCCCCGCUCGCUGGACGGAAGGCUCCAGGUGUCACACCGGAAAGGGCUGCCUCACGUCAUCUACUGCCGCGUAUGGCGUUGGCCUGACCUGCAGUCACACCAUGAGCUCAAUGCCCUGGAGUGUUGUGAGUUCCCCUUUGGAUCUAAGCAGAAAGAUGUGUGCAUCAAUCCCUACCACUACAAGAGGGUGGACAGUCCAGUGCUGCCAUCUGUGCUGGUGCCACGAAACAGCGAGUUCAAUGCUAAACUCUCUAUGCUGCCACGCUUCCGUAACCCACUCCAUCAGACAGAACCCCCUAUGCCUCAGAACGCCACCUUCCCUGAAUCCUUUCAACAGCAGCCAGCGAACACCCUUCCCUUCACACCGAACUCCCCGACCAACAGCUACCCCAGCUCGCCCAACAGUGGCACAGGCAGUACAGCCACCUUCCCCCAUUCACCAUCCAGCUCGGACCCAGCUAGCCCUUUUCAGAUGCCAGAAACCCCUCCAUCUGCUUAUAUACCCCCAGAGGAGCCAAUGACACAGGACUGUCCCCAGCCAAUGGACACUAACCUGCUAGCUCAGAACCUGCCAUUGGAGCUCCGCAACCAACCAGAUGUUCAGCCUGUGGCAUAUGCGGAACCCAAACACUGGUGCUCCAUUGUGUACUAUGAGCUGAAUAAUCGUGUGGGAGAGGCUUUCCAGGCCUCCUCAACCAGUGUACUGGUGGACGGCUUUACCGACCCCUCCAACAACCGUAACCGUUUCUGCCUUGGUCUGCUGUCGAAUGUCAACCGCAACUCGACCAUUGAGAACACUCGACGCCACAUCGGAAAAGGAGUCCAUUUGUACUAUGUGGGAGGGGAGGUAUACGCUGAAUGUUUGAGCGACAGCAGUAUCUUUGUACAGAGUCGCAACUGCAACUAUCACCAUGGUUUCCACCCCACCACUGUAUGCAAGAUUCCCAGUCUCUGCGGCCUAAAGAUCUUCAACAACCAGGAGUUUGCUGAGCUCUUGACACAGUCCGUCAAUCACGGUUUUGAAGCCGUCUAUGAACUCACCAAGAUGUGCACCAUCCGCAUGAGCUUUGUAAAGGGUUGGGGUGCAGAGUAUCAUCGACAGGAUGUGACAAGCACCCCAUGCUGGAUUGAGAUUCAUCUUCACGGGCCCCUGCAGUGGCUGGAUAGAGUCCUAACCCAGAUGGGCUCUCCUCACAACCCCAUUUCCUCCGUGUCCUAGACAAAGCUGACCAUAAGGCAACUGCAGAUGUCUGGGUUCCCGUGCAGAAGCUGAUUGGUUGAAGGGAGGGGUGGGGGUUGGGAGGAGGGGUGGGG
Molecule: messenger RNA, 1686 nt
Organism: Sinocyclocheilus rhinocerous
Lineage: Eukaryota; Metazoa; Chordata; Actinopteri; Cypriniformes; Cyprinidae
Gene: smad1
Product: SMAD family member 1
Exons: 6
Coding region: 173-1591 (472 amino acids)
Biological process (GO): SMAD protein signal transduction; BMP signaling pathway; cell differentiation
Cellular component (GO): heteromeric SMAD protein complex
Molecular function (GO): I-SMAD binding; RNA polymerase II cis-regulatory region sequence-specific DNA binding; DNA-binding transcription factor activity, RNA polymerase II-specific
Source: RefSeq, a predicted model, not a curated record